Messenger RNA from Rhinopithecus roxellana (golden snub-nosed monkey), 1197 nucleotides. It is a transcript of the gene STX19, whose product is annotated as syntaxin 19. Gene Ontology annotation, cellular component: plasma membrane; SNARE complex; synaptic vesicle. The record is from RefSeq and is a predicted model, not a curated record. Gene Ontology annotation, biological process: exocytosis; intracellular protein transport; synaptic vesicle fusion to presynaptic active zone membrane. Gene Ontology annotation, molecular function: SNAP receptor activity; SNARE binding. The coding region runs from base 313 to 1197 and encodes 294 amino acids. The transcript is spliced from 3 exons. NCBI's taxonomy places the organism in Eukaryota, Metazoa, Chordata, Mammalia, Primates, Cercopithecidae.
AGUAAGCAAUCUAUUUUCACUUGCUAUUAACAGCAAAAGUACAACUUUAUCUCUUAUUUGACUUCAUUAUUUGACUUUCAAUUAACAACAUGGAAACUAUACAGAAAUUAGCCUGUGCCCUGUAAGAUAGAGAUUUAGAUAAAUUGCUCAAAACAUUACAUGAGAUGUUCAGAUUUUCUCUCAAAGGCAGGACUCCAACACGGCAGGUGGAAAACCAACAAAAGGAAGAAGACAGAAAGGUGGGGGAGAUAAGGAGUGGCCAGGAAAAAGAAAAUAGUGAUAAAAGAAGAGCCAAAAAGGAGGAAAGGGAAGAUGAAAGAUCGACUACAAGAACUAAAGCAGAGAACAAAGGAAAUUGAACUCUCUAGAGACAGUCAUGUAUCAACUACAGAAACAGAGGAACAAGGGGUGUUUCUGCAGCAAGCUGUUAUUUAUGAAACAGAGCCUGUAGCUGAGAGACACCUACAUGAAAUCCAGAAACUACAGGAAAGUAUUAACUAUUUGGCAGACAAUGUUCAAAAAUUUGGGCAGCAGCAGAAAAGUCUGGUGGCUUCAAUGAGAAGGUUUAGUCUACUUAAGAGAGAGUCUACCAUUACAAAGGAGGUAAAAAUCCAGGCAGAAUACAUCAACAGAAGUUUGAAUGAUUUAGUUAAAGAAGUUAAAAAGUCAGAGGUUGAAAAUGGUCCAUCAUCAGUGGUCACAAGGAUACUUAAAUCUCAGCAUGCUUCAAUGUUCCGCCAUUUUCAGCAAAUCAUGUUUACAUACAAUGAUACAAUAGCAGCAAAGCAAGAGAAGUGCAAGACAUUUAUUUCGCUUCAGCUUGAAAUUGCUGGAAAAGAGAUGUCUGACGAAGAAGUAAAUGAUAUGCUUCAUCAAGGAAAAUGGGAAGUUUUUAAUGAAAGCUUACUUACAGAAAUCAAUAUCACUAAAGCACAACUUUCAGAGAUUGAACAGAGACACAAGGAACUUGUUAAUUUAGAGAACCAAAUAAAGGAUUUAAGGGAUCUUUUCAUUCAGAUAUCUCUUUUAGUAGAAGAGCAAGGAGAGAGCAUCAACAAUAUUGAAAUGACAGUGAAUAGUACAAAAGAGUAUGUUAAUAAUACUAAAGAGAAAUUUGGACUAGCUGUAAAAUACAAAAAAAGAAAUCCUUGCAGAGUACUGUGUUGUUGGUGCUGUCCAUGCUGUAGCUCAAAAUAA